AUGGCAUCUCCAGUCUCGCCGCUCAUGACGCUCUUGGCGACGAUUUUCCUCUUCGCCACCAAUGUUUUCGCCAUUUCCGCUGUUUUGGGUGUCGACCUUGGUACCGAGUAUAUUAAGGCCACUCUCGUCAAGCCUGGUAUUCCCCUCGAGAUUGUCUUGACCAAGGACUCCCGACGAAAAGAAACCUCCGCCGUCUGCUUCAAGCCUUCCAGAAAUGGACCUCAAAAGGGUGAAUACCCCGAGAGGGCCUACGGAGCCGACGCCAUGGCUCUCGCCGCUCGCUUCCCCAGCGAUGUCUAUCCCAACCUCAAAACCAUCCUCGGCCUGUCCACUGAAGACUCCGUGGUGAAGGAGUACGCCGCCCGACACCCCGCGCUGCAAUUGCAGUCCCACCCUACUCGAAACACAGCCGCAUUCAAGAGCAAGUCUUUCACUGAGGAGCAGGAGGCAUGGAUGGUUGAGGAGCUGCUUGCUAUGGAGCUGCAGAGCAUUCAGAAAAACGCUGAAGUGGCUGCUGGCGAUGGAUCCAUCAUCCGCUCCAUUGUUCUUACCGUUCCUCCUUUUUACACUAUCGACGAGAAGCGCGCUGUUCAAACAGCAGCUGAGCUUGCUGGUCUGAAGGUUCUGGGACUUCUUAGCGACGGUCUUGCCGUUGGUCUGAACUACGCUACUACUCGAGAGUUCCCCAACGUCAGUAACGGAUCUAAGCCCGAGUACAACAUCAUCUUCGAUAUGGGCGCUGGGUCUACCAAGGCUACUGUCAUGAAGUUCCAAGGCCGAGCAAUCAAGGAUAUCGGCAAGUUCAACAAGACCGUCCAGGAGGUUCACGUUGUUGGCGCUGCCUGGGACCGCACUCUCGGCGGAGAUGCUUUGAACUACCUCAUUGUCGAUGACAUGGUCAAGAAGUUCGUCGAGUCCAAGGGCGCCCAGAAGGCUUCCGUUGCCGCCGAGAGCGUCAAGUCUCACGGUCGCGCCAUCGCAAAGCUCAACAACCAAGUUGGCAAGAUUCGCCAUGUGUUGAGUGCCAACCAAAACACUGGCGCUAGCUUUGAGGGUCUGUACGAGGACAUUGACUUCAGGUACAAGAUCAGCCGCGCCGAGUUCGAGGAGAUGGCUGCUGAGCAUGCUGAGAGGAUUACUGUUGUUAUCAACGAUGCUCUCAAGGCCGCUAACCUCGACAUUAUCGACAUCGACUCAAUUAUCCUUCACGGUGGCGCUUCUCGCACUCCCUUCGUCCAGAAGGUUUUGGAGAAGCUCUCUGGUUCUACAGACAAAAUUCGAUCCAACGUCAACUCUGAUGAGGCUGCUGUUUUUGGAGCUGGUUUCCGCGCCGCUGAGCUUAGCCCCAGCUUCCGCGUCAAGGAGAUCCGAAUUUCAGAGCCUGGCUUCUACUCAUCUGGCGUGAAGUGGGAGACCAAGGGUAAGACUCACCACCAGCGUCUUUGGUCUGCCGUGUCUCAGGGAGCCGUUCCCAAGGAGCUUACAUUUACCAAUGGCGAGGAUUUCACUGCUACAUUCUACCAGCAAAUUGGCUCUGAUGAAAAGGAUGUCAAGGUCCUUACUACAAAGAACUUGACUGCUACUAUUGCUGCUAUCAAGCAAAAGUACCCUUCGUGUGUUGAGUCUGAGAUUCAGUUCAAGCUCGGUGUCAAACUCAGCAACGAGAAUGGCGAGGUUCAGAUUGCCAAGGCUGCUGUUGAGUGUGAGGCCGAGGUCAAAGAAGGGCUCGUUGAUGGUGUCAAGAACCUCUUUGGCUUUGGAAAGAAGGACCAGAAGCCCUUGAAGGAGGGAUCUGAGGGCUCUGAGGAGGAGAUGAAGGACGAUAAGUCUUCGUCUUCCACCACUUCUUCUGAAUCUUCUACUGCUUCUGAGGCCGAGUCUGCUUCUUCUGGAAGCGCUGAGGAGGUCAAGCCUGAGGUCAAGAAGCGGGAGACUGUUGGCAUCCCUGUUGAGAUCACCGUUGAGGAUCUCGGUAUUCCAAGUCUUACCAAAGCAGAGAUCUCUGCUUCUAAGGAUCGUCUUAAGUCCUUUGCCGCUUCCGACAAGGCACGACUCCAGCGAGAGGAGGCUCUGAACCAACUUGAGGCGUUCACAUACAAGAUUAGGGAUCUCCUUGAAGGUGAUGCUUUCAUCGAGGCCUCUAGUGAGAAGCAAAGGACCAAGCUGGCUGACCUCUCCAGCGAGACAAGUGACUGGCUCUACGCUGAUGGCGCGGAGGCUACAAAGGAUGUUCUCAAGUCCAAGCUCAAGGUCCUCAAGGAUCUUGUCGCCCCUAUCCAGAAGAGGGUUGAAGAGUCUGAGAAGCGCCCCGAGCUUACCACUUCGUUGAAGGAGUCUCUGGAACGAACUUCUGAAUUCCUCAACAAGAUCAAGGAGCAGAUCGCUGAGCACGAAAGCUGGCACAAGUCCGCCUCUGAGUCGGCGUCCGCUUCUUCAUCAACUGAAUCUUCCAGCACAGAUGCUGCUGGAGAGAAGGCUACUGGUGAUUUUGACGGACUCGAAGACGAAGACAGUGCAGCUGCUACAGCCCGCAAGAUGGAAGACGUCAUCAAGGAGAAGGGGCCUAUUCCUCCUCUGUACACUUUGGAAGAUCUCAAGGAGGCUAGUGACCUUUACAAGUCCACUCAAGACUGGCUGAACGAGCUUGAGCCCAAGCAGGCUAAGCUGGCUGCCAACGUGGACCCUGUGCUUCUCAUCAAGGACCUCAAGGCCAAGCGUGACAAGCUCGAGAAAGUCAGCAUGGAAGUCGCCCUUAAGGGUGCCAGGAAGGUUGAGGAGAAGAACCGACAGGCUAAGAAGGCUGCUAAGGAAGCUAAGAAGAGCAAAGGAAAGAAGAGUAAGACAGCAAGCGGAGACGCAUCACAGGAGCCUAUUCAGCUCAACGCUGAGGACUUCAUGAAGGAUGGUGAGAUCGACAAGGAGCAGCUCGAAAAGCUGAUCAAUAACAUGAAGAAGGAGAACGAGAAGAAGGAUGAGGGAGAGAAGAAGCAGACACAUGACGAACUAUAG
Fusarium venenatum is the source of this 3009-nucleotide messenger RNA. Its product is annotated as Hsp70 protein-domain-containing protein. Gene Ontology annotation, cellular component: endoplasmic reticulum chaperone complex. Gene Ontology annotation, biological process: endoplasmic reticulum unfolded protein response. Gene Ontology annotation, molecular function: ATP binding; ATP-dependent protein folding chaperone. NCBI's taxonomy places the organism in Eukaryota, Fungi, Ascomycota, Sordariomycetes, Hypocreales, Nectriaceae. The record is from RefSeq and is a predicted model, not a curated record.